Megalops cyprinoides (Indo-Pacific tarpon) is the source of this 1574-nucleotide messenger RNA. RefSeq names its product family with sequence similarity 133 member B (gene fam133b). Bases 112 to 843 code for a protein of 243 amino acids. The record is from RefSeq and is a predicted model, not a curated record. NCBI's taxonomy places the organism in Eukaryota, Metazoa, Chordata, Actinopteri, Elopiformes, Megalopidae. The transcript has 10 exons.
UCUGCUGCGCCGCUUAGUAAGAAGAGUCCUGCCGCUGGGGGUGGUAUGUAAACAAAGUCAAUACCUAGCUAAGCUAGUUCAAACAUAUGAAUUCAGGGUGAAAUCGACAAAAUGGGGAAGCGAGACAACAGAGUGGCUUACUUGAACCCAAUAGCUGCUGCCCGUGCUCGAGGACCGGCGCCUUCUUCAGGGCCAUCUAUACAGGAUUAUCUGAGCAGACCUAGGCCCACAUGGGAGGAAGUGAAGCAGCAACUGGAGAAGAAGAAGAAGGGCUCCAGGGCUUUGGCCGAGUUUGAGGAGAAAAUGAACGAGAAAUGGAAGAAGGAGUUGGAGAAGAACAGAGAGAAGCUACUCGGUGGGGGCGACAGCAAAAAAGAGAAAGAGAAGGAGAAAGAAAAGAAAGAAAAAAAGCGGAAAGACAAGAAGAAGUCCAGCAGGCAUUCUUCGUCUUCCUCCUCUUCAUCAAGUUCUGAUUCUUCUAGCAGCUCCUCAGAGUCCGAUGAUGAGGAUGAAAAGAAGAGCGUUAAGAAGAAGCGAAAGAGGAAGCGCUCUUCCGUGCGGAAAGCAUCGGAUGACUCCCUCUCAGAAUCCGAGUCUGAUGGCGAGGAGUCAUCCAAAAAGAAAAAGAAGAAACUCAGGGAAGACGUAGAGAAAGAAAAGGAUGACAAGGGCAGUCGGAAGAAGAAGAAGGCUGAGCGCACUCACAAAGGCUCGUCCUCAGAAUCCUCGGGCGACACAGAACCGGAUGAGGAUGACAAAUCAAAGAAGAAGAGGAAAAAGAAGCACAAGAAACAUGGCAGGAAGAAGAAGAAGGCCUCCGGCUCCGGCUCGGAGUUAGAGUAACACCCAUCAGCGCAAAUGGCGGGAAACGGGAGUCUUCAUUAUUAGGAGGACACUUACCAAAACUACCAAAAACAACAGAACAACACCUGCAUGACAGAAGACCUCUCCAGGCCACUGGGAGGCUUAUUCCCUGCUCAUUGAGGUUUUACCAUGGGGAAAUUUUGUCUUUCACAUAUUUGAACUGUUUUUUUUGUUUUUUUUUUUAGAGGAGAAUUUUCAAUUCAAAUAAAGGUCAAUGUUACCAUGCGACUGUCAAGAGUGGCUUGUCUGAGUAAUUAAAUGUUGAUUUUACAGGAUAACAACACUGUGUUUCUGUGGUGACCAAAAGACCAGGAGUGGGUCAUACUGUAGCAGGAAAAGAUUUACUACCACUGCUUGUCAAAGAUUGUUAAUGAUGGCCUUAGUUCUGUCUGAACUCCUCAUCUUUGACAUCAUGGCCUUUUUGCUGUUGUUAAGUCUAAAAUUAAAACCAUUUUCUCCCACUUUUGACUUGUAAUUUUACUGUUGAGUUGCUAGGGUAAGGUCAUUUUGUGACUUCAGUACGCUUGUGUCUGUAUUAUGCAUGUGACCUGAUCAUAGGACUGUUAACCAGCCUCAUAUUGAAGCUGGAAUUACAAAACUUGAUUGGUUUUCGUAGCAGGGAUACGUUUGUUCCUUUUAGAUAGAAAAUUAUUCUAUACAUACAAUGAUGGAUAAUUCUUACAUUUCACAUUCAAUAAAAGUUUAUUGUA